Messenger RNA from Trifolium pratense (red clover), 1494 nucleotides. RefSeq names its product F-box/kelch-repeat protein At3g23880-like. Gene Ontology annotation, molecular function: protein binding. NCBI's taxonomy places the organism in Eukaryota, Viridiplantae, Streptophyta, Magnoliopsida, Fabales, Fabaceae. The record is from RefSeq and is a predicted model, not a curated record. The transcript has a single exon. Bases 29 to 1237 code for a protein of 402 amino acids.
UACCAAGAUAUCAUUCAUCAACCACCACAUGAAUGAACUCUUCAACACUCACUCUCUUCUCUAUCAUUCACAUACUCACAUGUCAUCAUCACAUGAACCAAACCAUCAAAACAAACCUAUGACACAACACAGUUCUCUUCUUGUUCCACUACCCUUUCUCCCUGAAGAACUCAUUCUUGAAAUCCUCACAAAACUUCCAAUAAAAUCUCUUCUACGUUUCAAGUGUGUAUCCAAAUCAUGGUUACACUUAAUUUCCAAUCCUUACUUCAUAAAAAAACAACUUCACUUUUCAACACAAAACACUCACUUCACAACAAACCAUAGAAUCAUCCUCAGUGCAACAACAGCUGAAUUUCAUAUCAAAUCUUGUUCAAUAUCAUCUCUUUUCAAUAACCCAUCAACAAUUUCUGAAGAUAUUAACUACCCAGUUAAAAACAAGUUUAGACAUGAUGGUAUUGUUGGUUCUUGUAAUGGCUUCCUUUGUUUUGCUAUAAAAGGUGAUUGUGUUCUUCUUUGGAACCCUUCAAUUAAGGUUUCUAAAAAGUCACCACCUUUAGGAAAUAAUUGGAGACCAGGUUGUUUUACUUCUUUUGGUCUUGGUUAUGAUCAUAAGAAUGAUGAUUAUAAAGUUGUUGCUGUUUUUUGUGAUCCUAAUGAGUUUUUCAGUGAAUCUAAAGUUAAGAUUUUUAGUAUGAAUACUAAUACUUGGAGGAAGAUUCAUGAUUUUCCACAUGGUGUUUCACCUUAUCAAAAUUCAUCUGGGAAAUUUGUAAGUGGUACUCUUAAUUGGGCUUCUAAUUAUUCACUUGGGACUAGUUCUUUUUGGAUUAUUGUUUCUUUGGAUUUGGAGAAGGAAACUUAUAGAGAAGUGCUUCCACCUGAUUAUGAAAAGGAAGAGUGUUCAACUCCUAGUUUAGGUGUUUUAAAGGGUUGUCUUUGCAUGAAUUAUGAUUACAAAAAAAGUGAUUUUGUUGUUUGGUUGAUGAAGGAUUAUGGUGUAAGAGAAUCUUGGAUUAAGCUUAUGACAAUUCCUUAUUUGCCUAAUCCUGAAGAUUUUUCAUAUUCAGGGCCUUAUUGUAUUUCAGAGAAUGGUGAAGUGUUGUUGAUGUUUGAGUUUGAUUUGAUUCUGUAUGAUCCAAGAGAUAAUUCAUUUAGGUAUCCUAGGAUUGAAGGUGGGAAAGGUUGGUUUGAUGCAGAGGUUUAUGUUGAAAGUUUGGUUUCACCAAUGAAGGAUUGAGGUUCUGUUAUGCAAGUGAAGUGUGAGGAAGAAUAAAAUGAUGUGCGAAGUGUUUGAAAUUCUUCUGGUUUUUAAAUUUCUGUUCAUGUAUUAUGCUAUUAUUAGAUGUAUAAUAUGUAUGUGCAGAACUGAGAGGCAAAGCACAGUGUAUAUAGGUUUUGUUUGUUAGUAUUUGAUGAAGCUCAGUUAUGUGUUGUUGGGUUAUGUUAUGUGUUGUACACAUGGAUGUUAUAAGAUAAAACAUACAGUUUCAUAUA